Molecule: messenger RNA, 6108 nt
Organism: Micropterus dolomieu (smallmouth bass)
Lineage: Eukaryota; Metazoa; Chordata; Actinopteri; Centrarchiformes; Centrarchidae
Product: IgGFc-binding protein-like
Exons: 15
Coding region: 658-6081 (1807 amino acids)
Molecular function (GO): protein binding
Source: RefSeq, a predicted model, not a curated record
GAGACAUACUAAACAACCUCCAGCUCUGGCUUGAUAAGCUUAUAUGACCACUGCUUUAGUUUAUGUAAAUUUUGUGGGCAUAAACAUUUGUGAUCCAAGAUGUUAUGGAACAUCUAGCACUUGUUGGCAUUCACCCGUUUUUCCAGGGAAUUUUGCAUUUGCAAGAUUUACAUAUGAAGGAGGAAUCAAUGGUGAUGGAGGCUCACGGAAAAGGCGGUGUAUAAUAAUACAACAUAUAACAUAUAACGUUACUUACAACCAGAGGGGCUCUGCAGCCCCGGAGGCUCCUCUGCGGCUGCGGCCAUUCAGACCAGAAACAACACUCAGACACGGUUGUGGUGAAACUCAGACCCCGACUCACUCCAGGACAUCCACAGUUGUCAGGCUUCUCUUUGUGAGCGUUUCAGGUAGAUGGGGCUCUGUGUAAGUUAGACAAAAAUACCUCAUUUACAGCAACAGCCACAAUAUUGACAACAACCACGUUGACUGGCUCUACUAAUGGAGCUGAUCUGAAAAUAAAAAGGCAACUGACUGAUGACUAAGGCAGCGUGACACCUUCUCCCUGAUUGGCUUCCUCUGGAUCACCUAGACAAAUAAAAAGGCCAUCAAUUGAGAUGCCAUUUAGCAGAUCCUUGGUUUUCUGGUGCAGGUUUAACAAUGACAGGGCUGGUCUGCUGCCUUGUGGGAUUACUGCUGGGAGGGCUCUGCUCUGCCUUACCAGCAGGAAGAGAGUUUGCCACAUCUUUCAUGCAAAACCUUGGGAGUGAUGGUAGGGAUACUCGUUUCUUGGUUGAGGUUGCAGCUCUGCCCUCUUCACAAGGCAGCACCAAGGUCAAGGUGACUGCUGUGGGUGGGGUCUAUGAGAGGGAAAUAAAUCCUGGUAAGAGUGUUUCCUUCAAGCUACCCGACAGUGUAGAGAUGAAAGGCAGCAAAAAGUCCCGUCAGGCUGUGCUGAUCGAGGCUAGCCAAGAUGUCACUGUAAUGUCUCUCAACUAUAAGAAAUUCACGGCAGACACCUCUGUGGUUUACCCAGUGAAGGACUGGGGGACUGAGUAUGUCAUAUUCACUCCCUACAGCUCUCAGACAGGCACCUUUAAAGAAUUUUCUAUCACCAACCACAAGGCUCCCAACUCUGUUGAGAUUUUCCUGCAGGGCUCUGUCAGAUUCCAAGGGAAAUAUUACAGGAGAGGAAGCAAGGUGACCAUAAAGCUAGAGGCAUUUGAGACUGUUCAGAUCCAGAGUCAGGAUGAUCUGAGUGGUACUAAAGUAGUCUCAAUCCUUCCUGUUGCUGUCACCUCUGGACAUAGCUGUUUUCAGAAGUACACCUCCUGCAACCAUGUGUAUGAACAACUUCUUCCUGUAAACAGCUGGGGAAAAGAAUUCAUCAUUGCGCCUUUACCUUAUCAUAACUUCUUUACCUUUUUACACGACAGUGUUUUCGUCCAAGCAUCCCAGCCCACCAAAAUUAGCAUUAAUGUUAAUGGACAGGUCCAGAAUUACACUAUAUUAGCAGGAAAAACUGUCGAGCUCUACUCUCAGUGGCCCCAUGCUAUGUAUUUAACAUCUGACAAGGGUAUCCAGGUCCUAUUUGAAUUCAACGGUGGCCCUGAAGAUUCACCACAGUAUUUUGAUCCCUUCCUGAUGACGAUAAUGCCCACAAAACAUUUCAGCACUUCCUACUCCCUGGCGGGACAGGGUGAUUUCUACAACAACAUCAUAGUUGUGGCUCAGACCAAAGACCUGGAUGGCAUCAAUAUUGACCCCAAGCCACAGUCUGCUAACUUCAAAUGGCAAAAAGUAGAUGGGACUGAUUUCUCCUGGGCUGAGAUAUACUAUAGCACUGGGGAAAACUCUUAUCAGAUCUCUCACCCCAGCUCUUCAUUUGGAGUCUACAGUUUUGGUGUUACUUAUGCUAAUGGCUAUGGAUCCCCUGCAGCUGCAGACCAAGCAGUGAAACAUGACUGCAGCACCAUAAAAUGUUCAGAGGAUGAAGUGUGCCAGAUGAAAGGAAACUCCCCAGCAUGUGUCAAAAAACCACCAGCCAUUAAAGCAGGUACCUGCUGGGCCAUGGGCGAUCCUCACUACCACACAUUUGAUGGCAACUACUACAACUUCAUGGGCAAUUGCACCUACACGAUGGUCAAGAACUGCCAUGUUGAUGAAGAUCACCCAGCUUUUGAGGUUGAUUCUCAGAAUAAUAAACUAGCUGAUUCAAGGGUCACAUUUGUCGGCAAAGUGACGAUCAAGGUCUACGGGUACACUAUGACCAUUGUACGAUCAGAGUUUGGUCUUGUCAGGAUGAACUACACAUUGUGGAAUCUCCCGAUCAACCUGGACAAUGGCAAGGUGAAGCUAUACCCAAGCGGCCUCUCUGUCGUUGUUGAGACAGAUUUUGGCCUGACAGUGCAGUAUGACUGGAAGGAGUAUCUUGUCAUCAAAGUCCCGGGAAUUUUUUCUGGCAAGGUGUGCGGCCUGUGUGGAAACUUCAACAGCAAAAAAGAGGAUGACUUGUUGACUCCUACUGGCUCACAGACCAGCAGUGUAUCAGCCUUGGGCAAGAGCUGGAGGGUUCCUGAUGUGCCAGAUGAUUUUCAGUGUCGAGAUGAAUGCGCAGGCCAGUGUGAAACUUGUGACAACAACAGCUUUUUUGACAGCCUGGCUGACAGGAUGUUCUGUGGUCUUCUCAGCAAAAUCAUGGGUGGACCGCUCAGUGACUGUAAUGCUGUCAUUGACCCCAAAGUCUUACAUGAGAUGUGUAUGUAUGAUGUGUGCAUGGGUGAGGGGAUGCAGAACUUCCUGUGUAACACCUUGCAGGUGUAUGCCGAUGCCUGUCAGAGGGCCGGCAUCAAAAUUUAUGACUGGAGACACCUCGCCCGUUGCUCUCCACCCUCAUGCCCAGAGAACAGCCAUUAUGAGUUCUGUGGGAAUGCCUGCCCUGCCACCUGUGAAAACCCAGAUGCUGCCACCAAGUGCAACAAAAGCUGUGUGGAGACCUGUGUCUGUGAUGGGGGCUUCCUGCUUAGCGGCACAAAGUGUGUCCCUAAGGGCCAGUGUGGAUGCGUAUACAGAGGCCACUACAUAGAGGCUGGAGCCUCUUUCCUUACUGAUGACCUAUGUACAGCGAGGUGCACAUGCAACCAAGCUACCAAGGAAGUUGAUUGUGAAAGACCAGGUUGUCACCAGGGGUAUGAGUGCAAGAAGGACGAUGGCCUUAUUGGGUGUCACCCGAUUUCUUAUGGUGAGUGCAGCAUGACUGGUGGCCCUCACUUCAAGACCUUUGAUGGGCAUGAUUACAACUUCCACGGCACCUGUGUGUAUCAAUUGGCUGAGGUCUGCUCAAAAGAUUCUUCCCUGCAACAGUUUGACAUUUUUGUGCAAAACGAUGCCAGUGGCAGAAGAGUUGUCUCUGGUGCAAAGUUGGUAGAGGUCAAAGUUUAUGGAUAUUCGAUUGUUGUCACAAGACAGCACAAAGGCUCAGUCCAGAUAAAUGGAGAACUUACCAACUUACCUGUCAAACUCAAAAACAUCACAGUCUACAUGAUUAGUGACGCUGUUGAGAUAAAGACUGAAUUUGGGCUGCAAGUCUCCUAUGACUGCAAUUCAAUAGUACAUGUCAAAGUUCCCAGUACAUAUGCUGAUGCCAUGUGUGGUCUGUGUGGCAAUUACAAUAGCAAUUCCAAAGAUGACCUAAAGUUGAAGAAUGGCACCCUUGCGGCGUCUGCAGAGGAACUAGGAAAAAGUUGGAGGGUCGCCGAGAUCCCAGGCUGUGUUGAUGGCUGCAACAACAACUGUCCCAACUGUGACAUCACCCAGAAAGAGAUAUAUGAGACCGAUAAGUACUGCGGUUUAAUACGAAACCCCACAGGCCCCUUCCGCGAAUGUCAUGCCAUCAUAAGUCCUGAAGGCAUUUUUAAGAAUUGUGUGUAUGAUACUUGCCUUUACAAUGGCAAGGAAGGCUCCUGGUGUAGUCAUCUCCGCAGUUACACAAUAGAAUGCCAGAAGAAAGGAGUCAAUGUGUCACAGUGGAGGACAAACAACUUCUGUCCCAUAUCUAACAUGAUGCAUCCUAACAACAGUGUCUAUGAACACUGCGGCGAUGUUUGCCAUGCAACCUGUGACACCGGGUUGCCUCCCAUUGGUUGCAAGAGGCCCUGCCAGGAAACUUGGGUGUGCAAGGAAGGCUUCCUACUCAGUGAACACCAGUGUGUGCCUCUUAAUCAAUGUGGUUGCCUGUACCAAGACAAAUAUUAUAGGAAGGGACAGAGUUUUCUGUCAUCGGACUGCCAGCACAACUGCACAUGCACCUCUAAUGGCAUGGUGACUUGUGAGAAGCACUCUUGUGGGCCAUUUGAGAAGUGUAUGCUUACCAAGCAUGUUCGCUCAUGUCAACCAUUGGGAAAUGGAACCUGCACUAUCUUGGGUGAUCCGCAUUACACAACCUUUGACAACCAUCACUAUGACUUCCAAGGCACCUGCACCUACACCGCAGCUAAAUCAUGCCACCUGGAAGGCUCACGGCUCAAAAGCUUCUCUGUGGUAGUGGAGAAUGAGAAGUGGACAGGGACAGACGAGCCAAAUUUGUCUGUAGCCAAGCUUGUUGCCGUGGAGGUGUACGGCUACACCCUGGUCCUCCGAAUGAAUCAACUUCGAACGGUCAUGCUGAAUGGCAUUUUGACAACCAUUCCACUUAACCUCAAUGAGGGAAAAGUGGAAGUUUUCCAAGAGGGCUUUCAUUAUGCUAUCACAACCGACUUUGGCCUGAAAGUGACUUAUGAUAUGAUCUACAAAGUACAAGUCACUGUUCCUGGAAGCUACAAGGGCAAAACUUGUGGUCUGUGUGGAAAUUUUAAUGACACCAACAAAGAUGAUUAUGAGCUACCUGACGGAAAAAAGACCAACGACAGCAAGGCCUUUGGAGCAGCCUGGAAGGUGGCUGUGCCAGGGGUGGUCUGUGAUGAUGGCUGCAGCGGCAACCAGUGCCCCAAAUGUGACAGCGCACAAAAGGAAGUCUUUGAGAAAGACUGUGGAAUUAUCACAGAUCCUAAUGGUGCCUUUGCUGCUUGCCACAGCCAACUAAGUCCCGAUUCUUACUACAAAGACUGUGUCUAUGACGUGUGCAUGUCUAAGGGAGACCGCAACGUUCUCUGCCACAUCAUCUCAGCGUACAUGACUGACUGUCAGACCAUUGGAGUAAAGAUCAAAAACUGGAGGAAGCCUGAUUUCUGCUCUAUUCAGUGUCCUGACAACAGUCACUACCAGAUCUGCUCUGAAACCUGUGCCUCUCCGUGUCCUGGUCUAACUGACACCAUCACCUGCCCCACCACUUGUACUGAGGGCUGUGUCUGUAAUGAAGGCUACUUCUACAAUGGGACUGGGUGUGUUGUCCUGGAGGAUUGCAGUUGUUACUACAAUGGACGUACCUAUAAGACUGGCCAGUCUGCACUAUCUGACACCUGUCAGCAACGCAUCAACUGUACAACAUCUGGUAUCCACGUUGAGGACUUUUCAUGCAGAGCUACAGAGAGCUGCCAGUUCAAGCAUGGUAUCUUUGGAUGCUAUCCCAUACAGUGUCGAAUGGAGGCAGGAGGCUCCAUUACUAUUUUCAGUGGGCAGACCGGUACUAUCUCUGUCAUGGGGGCUUAUGAUAUUAUUGCACACUGUGAUGAAUUAUCUGCUGACUGGUUCAGGGUUGUGGCCAUGCUUCAAGAAUGCACUGCAACUGGUGUGAAGAGCGUUGUCGCUGUUUAUGUCUACUUCAAUGAGCUGACUGUCACUGUUAACGACAAACAGGAGACCUGGGUCAAUGGUAAAAAGGUGGUUCUCCCAAGCAUGCACAGAAAUAAUAUCUCUGUGAGACCCAGUGAGAAAACCAUAGUCAUCGAGCAGACGUCACACUUCCAGCUGUUUUACACCAACACCCAGGAGGUCAUUGUGACUGUUACUGACAGCAUGGUGGACAAGGUGUGCGGAGCAUGUGACAAAUUCCUCCCCUUCAGAGACACCAUGGGGUUCUCACAGGAAACAAUGCAGGAGUACAUGGGCUCAUUUUCUGCACCAGACUUCCCUACCUGUGACUUGUGAAAGAACGAUCAUCUUCUCAACAUCAAU